Messenger RNA from Mugil cephalus (flathead mullet), 3362 nucleotides. RefSeq names its product CD166 antigen homolog. The transcript has 16 exons. Bases 216 to 1892 code for a protein of 558 amino acids. The record is from RefSeq and is a predicted model, not a curated record. Gene Ontology annotation, biological process: cell adhesion. NCBI's taxonomy places the organism in Eukaryota, Metazoa, Chordata, Actinopteri, Mugiliformes, Mugilidae. Gene Ontology annotation, cellular component: plasma membrane.
UUCCAGUCCUGUAUGAUUCAAUGGUUUCACCUGCCCUCGUCACCGAGAGAGAGACGGCGCAGACAGGAAAGUUUUGGACUUCCCACACACACGCGCACUCUCAGUCAACCAGCUCUCUCUGCCAUAUUUGCCCAGCUCCGAGCCACUGCUACUUUAUUCGCGACGGGAGCGGCGUGUGCUAGCGAACCUCUCCAAGCUACGGUAUCUCAAAGAGGAUGACUUCGCUUAUUUUCUUGCUCCUGGCUGCCGUGAGCGCCGGGACGCUUCAUCAAGCGUGGGGCACAAACAGUAUGACUGCAUUAUACGGAGAAACCAUUGUGAUACCAUGCAACAGAGGAGCUCCAGCACCAGAGGAUCUGAUGUUCAUCAAGUGGAAAUAUGAGAAAGCAGACGGCACCCUCGGCGAUCUGUUGAUCAAACAGACUCAGAGCGACGAGGCUACAAUUCAAGCCACAGACGAUUACGCCAAACGGGUCAGCAUCGACGACAACUUCAGCCUGCACGUCACCCAGGCCUCUCUGAACGACCAGAAUGUAUUCACCUGCAUGGUCGUCUCCGAAAGCAACCUCGCAGAGUAUCCGGUCGAUGUCAUCGUUCACAAGAAACCGUCGUCAGUCGAGGUUAUGGACAAAGCUGUAAUGUUGCAGAAGGACAAACUCACAGCGGUGGGAACAUGUGUUGCGGCUAGUGCUAACCCCGCAGCUGUCAUCACAUGGAAAAAGGAUGGAAAGGCCUUGGUUCAGGAUGGGAAAGCUACUCAGAUCACGUCCAGCAUGAAGAUAGAUCCAGCCACAGGCCUGUCCACCACCUCCUCUACUCUCCAGUACGCUGCCACCAAGGAGGAUGGCAGCGCCAUCUUCACCUGCAUGUCCGUGCACAAUCUCACCAGUCAAGACGUCAACGUGGGCCCUUUUCCCGUCCAUUAUCCAUCGGAGAACAUUGUCCUCCGAAUUUUGCCCCAGGAGCCCAUCCUAGAGGGAUAUAAUGUGACGUUAAAGUGCCACGGUGACGGCAACCCUCCACCCAAGUCCUUCUACUUCACUGUCAAGGGCAAGAAAACACAGGUGACGAAUUCAGACAACUACACUUUGACGAACGUUACCAGAGAGGCGAAGGGCGAAUACAAAUGCUCCCUGGUUGACAACGAGGCGCUGGAAGACUCCAAAACGCUUAACAUUACCUACCUGGACGUGAGUCUUAGCUCCACUGGGAAGACUGUGAAGACACUGGGCGAACCAUUUUCUGUGGAGAUGGAUAUUAGCACAUCGAGUGAGAUUAAAGCGUUGUGGAAAAAGGAUGGAACGAUCGUGGACAAGCCCAACUUUGAAAACUUGACCUACGCUCAUGCAGGAACCUACGUAUGGGAAGUUUCUGUGACUGGCAUCAAACGAAGUCCGAGCUUUGAGCUGGUCGUGGAAGGAGAGCCUGUGAUCACUGGCCUGCUCAGUCACUACGAUGCAGAAACCAAAGAAAGAGUCCUGAGCUGUGAAGCUGAGGGAGUACCACAACCCACCUUCAAGUGGGACACCAGAACCUCAGAUGAGAAAGAAAGUACUUUCACGGUUCUCGAGGCCCCAAAUAAAAUCUCAGUGGCCCCAGAUAUGAACCUCACGGUCACCUGCACAGUCGAAAACAAACUGGGAACACACACCAAGACCAUCACUGUUUACGCUGUUCCUAAGGACGUAGAGAAAGACAAUAGAUCUUCAGAUGACGACCACUCAAAAGUCAUCGUAGGUGUGGUGCUCGGACUCCUAGCAGUUGCUAUGGUAGCAGCACUCCUCUACUGGGUCUUCACGAAAAGAUCAAGACAGGGAUCCUGGAAGAUUGAUGAUAAGGAGGACGGAACACCUGAGGAGAACGCGAAACUGGACAACAACCACGCUGUUUAAAAGGCGCUCGGGCUGUGCGACGUCUGAUGAAAGUGAAGAAGAAGAAGAAGAAGAAGAAUGAACCAGCCUGGGAGCAUCUAACUACACUCAUCUGAUGCGCUCGUCGACAUGUACCCACAGUCUGCUGUCACUGUUUGAGGCUGACUUGAAUUAUUGUGUCAUUUUCUCGUUGGUUUGUUUGAUGGUGUGCAUGGAUGAAUGCUGCCUCACGCCUUUUGUCAGUUCUUUGAGGCUGUGUGGUGAGUUCUAAGUCAAAGAACUGUGUUUCCUCCUUGAAUUUCUUAAACUAAUGUAAAUUCUUUGUACAGUUUUUAAUAAUAUUAAUAAUGCGUGUCGAUGUUUUUUUUUUUGUUUUUUUUUGUUUUUUUUAACUUACUUUCAUGACCUCCUGACCUCUCGCUGUUGGAAAACUGAUUUUCUGAGUUAGUAAUUUAGUUAAUAAUUUUCCACCACACCAAACUCCCUCUUAUAUCGUCAUCGUUUUACAUAAUAGAAUUGGUGAACUCUGAAUUUCCAUUCAUGCAGUUUAGUGGAACUAUUACAAACUCUUGCCAAAACUACUGUUUUAAAUUUUUUUUUAGAUGGAAAUUGGGUCUCGCCAGAUGCAGCUUUAUGACUUACUCCCACAUUAAUGCUGUAUAUGUAAAUAACAAUAAUUAUUUCCCCUUUCAGCUGCUUUUACCUUUCAAGACAUAUUUAAUUUCUUUAUGGUUUCAAAAAGAAAAGUAAAAAAGCAAAAAAAAAGAUAAAUUAAUAUGAUGCUGAAUGAGUUGGUCUGUCUGAUUUAGUUUAAUACACUAUUAUUUAAAACACAUUGUUCUGUCUGCUUACAGUUCUCAAGGUUUUAAAUACUUUUUUUUUUUAAUGUUUUUAUUUGGGAAGAGCUUUACUGAUGCUGGAUGUGAACGCUCAGUUUUUUCGUGUAUGGAUUUAUUUAUAUCCGCUGUGCAAUCUACCUGUAUCUAGUGUCAACAUUGAGACUAUCUGUGCUCGUUUUCUGCUGUGUUGCCGUCACUGUUAGCUCAGCGUUGUGAAGGAUAAACCAAAGAACAGUGGCUCGGGAGAUACGUAAAGACAAUCGCUGCGACCUGGAAACCUGACGAUGGGGAUGAAAGAAUCACCUCUACUGCUAGCCGACUUUAAUUGUAGUUGGCUGACAAUAAAUACAAAAAGUUUAACUUCAGGAAACAUGGACUAGUUGAGGUUUAGAUUUGCGUCACGGACGGAUUGUGUAGUUUUUUUUAUUUGAAUUUUAUAGUGAUGUACAGAGGUUAUUAGUGUAGCGCACUUUUCCUUUCGGCAUCUGCAAAAACACGUCAAAGCAGGUCACCAUUUGUAACCAAGUUUAUUUUUUGUUGCAAACGAAUGGAAAAAUAAAAAUCUGCAGCAAACCAAAGAGAAGAAGUGGAAUCGAGAAUAAACAAUUGUUUUGUACUGUUGUUAAUAAUAAAGAGUAAAUUUUAAAACAAA